Messenger RNA from Myotis lucifugus (little brown bat), 407 nucleotides. Its product is annotated as anterior gradient protein 3. Lineage: Eukaryota; Metazoa; Chordata; Mammalia; Chiroptera; Vespertilionidae. The record is from RefSeq and is a predicted model, not a curated record. Gene Ontology annotation, molecular function: dystroglycan binding. The annotation marks the transcript as partial. Gene Ontology annotation, cellular component: endoplasmic reticulum. The transcript is spliced from 6 exons.
GAUGGGGAGAUGACAUCACUUGGGUACAGACUUAUGAAGAAGGUCUCUUCCAUAUUCAAAAAAGUAACAAGCCAUUGAUGGUCAUUCAUCACUUGGAGGAUUGUCAAUACUGCCAAGAACUCAAAAAAGUGUUUGCCCAAAAUGAAGAAAUACAAGAAAUGGCUCAGAAUAAUUUCAUCAUGCUGAAUCUCAUGCAUGAGACCACAGAUAAAAAUUUAUCACCAGAUGGGCAAUAUGUGCCUAGGAUCAUGUUUGUGGAUCCUUCUUUAACAGUCAGAGCUGAUAUAACUGGAAGAUACUCUAAUAGACUGUACACAUAUGAACCACAGGAUUUACCGAUAUUGAUAGAAAACAUGAAGAAAGCAUUGAAACUUAUUCAAUCAGAGUUAUAAGAGAUUACCUCAAAG